GAGGGAGGGUUUCUUCGGUCCGUACUGUUCCUCCAUCCACAAGGUAUGGAGAAUCUCUCGACUCUCUCUUCCCAUCCUGAUACGAUUCCCAUCAAUCGAAUUGCUAGAAAGUUUUCAUUCCGUUUGUUUUAUAAUCAUGGGUGAUUUUAUCUCUUGAUGCUGAAUCUGCAAAUUCUUUACUUCUCUCGUAGCGAUAGAUCUCCACAUCCAGGAAUUAGAUUGAUUGAAUCUGUGAAUUCUUGACUCCCCACUGUAAUGGAUUCCCAAGAAAACCAAAAUUCGCAUCACCCUCUGCAACGCGAGCAAAGUCACCCUCAUUUCUUCAAGUUCAGAUUCUUGUAUUUGUUGUCAGUUCUAGUUUUGCUUCUAGCAAUCUCGUCCAGUUUCAUCAACACAGAGUAUUACCAGCUUUGGAGGCUUCUUUACGCCAUGCCAUCCAACGAACAAAACUCUUCACCAAACCCUAAUUCCAAAUCCCGUUCUUGUGUGCUAUGGAUGGCUCCUUUUGUUUCGGGUGGUGGGUAUAGCUCAGAAGCUUGGUCUUAUAUCUUAGCCCUAGACAAAAAGAAAGAAAGCCUUAGGUUUAGGUUGAGUAUUGAUCAGCAUGGUGAUCAGGAGGAUCUGGACUUUUGGGAUGGUUUACCAAAGGAGAUGCAAGAUUUGGCUCUUGAGCUUUACCGAACAGAAUGUCCCCUGGAUGAUGAUACCAUUGUGAUAUGUCAUAGUGAGCCCGGUGCUUGGUACCCUCCUUUGUUUCAGACACUGCCAUGCCCGCCAACCGGCUAUGGCGAUUUUAGGUUUGUAAUUGGUCGGACUAUGUUUGAGACUGAUAGGUUGAGUCCCGAGCAUGUUGGGCGGUGUAAUCAGAUGGACUCUGUGUGGGUUCCUACUGAAUUCCACGUAUCCACAUUUGUUCAAAGUGGGGUCGAUUCAUCAAAGGUUGUAAAAAUUGUUGAACCUGUUGAUGUUGAGUUCUUUGACCCUGAUAAGUGUAAGCCAUUAGACCUGGCUUCUAUGGGGACUCGAGUAUUGGGCUCAACAACUUCAGCGAAUUCGAAUUUUGGCAAGGAUUUUGUUUUCUUGAGUGUUUUCAAGUGGGAAUACAGGAAGGGCUGGGAUGUGCUACUGCAGGCGUACUUGAAGGAGUUCUCCAUGGGGGAUGGAGUUGCUUUGUAUUUGUUAACAAAUCCGUAUCACUCUGACAGAGAUUUUGGUAAUAAGAUUUUGGAUUUUGUUGAGAAUUCUGAUUUAGUGAAACCGAUUAAUGGUUGGGCUCCUAUUUAUGUGAUAGAUACUCAUAUACCUCAGGUUGAUUUACCUAGAUUGUACAAGGCAGCUGGUGCAUUUGUUCUUCCAUCAAGAGGGGAAGGAUGGGGCCGGCCUAUAGUGGAGGCAAUGGCAAUGUCAUUGCCGGUGAUUGCAACAAAUUGGUCUGGGCCGACCGAGUAUAUUACAGAGGAAAAUAGCUAUCCAUUGCCCGUGGAUGUUCUGAGUGAAGUAUCUGAAGGACCAUUCAGAGGGCAUCGAUGGGCUGAACCUUCUGUUGAUAAGCUUCAAGUACUAAUGAGGCGUGUGAUGAGCAAUCGUGAAGAAGCUAAGGCCAGAGGAAGCAGAGCAAGGGAAGACAUGACCAAUAGAUUCUCUCCUGAGAUUGUUGCUGACAUUGUUAUCGACCACAUCCAACAGAUAUUUAACAAGAGUGCGGCUUGAGACGUCGUUUUCUUUUACUAUGCCAGGCUGGGGUUUCGUGACGAGCAAUGCUCGUCUUACUAAAAACUUGCUCCACAAUGGGAGUUCCUUUUGUUGAGGCUGCUGGAGGAGCUAUUGAGAAGCUGAUUACAAGUUCAGUGCGUACAAGUACAUUUCUCAUAUGAAUUAUGCAUAAUGCAUUGUUACAGAUGGAUUUGCUCCUGCCUCCUAGGGGCCGGGAGAGUGACUCCAUGGAAAACAAGCAUAUUAAUUUAAUGGGAAGGUGCUAAUAGGAUUUUGGAAAUUCAUGAUUAUGUGCUCUAUUUAUUUUACUUCUAUGAACAACCUAGGCAUGAAGAAGUGAUUCUAGUUGAAAUUAUGCUCAACUUGCAAAAUUAAGAACGGAGAUUUUAGAUAUUCCCGUCCUGUCCUGUCUCACGAUCGAAGUCUUGAAACCUUUUACAGAAAACAAAUUUUUUUUGUGGGACUGAGCUAUUUGUCUGCCUUGGUUCACACAAUUGCUGAAUAUUGUCCCUAGAUCAUGCAUGUAAGAUGGCAGAGGACUCGAACUCAACUUGAAGGAUGCCGGUUUCAUGGUCAUGGACUCAUGGCUUUCCUUGAAUAUUCGAGAUACGCAUUGCAGAAAAACUUGCUCUUUCUCAUGUCGACUGGUGGGAUAGCGUGGGACUUGAAGGACACCGGUUUUAUGGUCAUGGCUCUCCCUGAAGAUUCAAGAUGUUUGCUGCAGAAAAACCUGGUUGUUAUCGUCGAUGCGAUUAUCUCCUUUCCAUGUUUUCUCUGUAUUGGCUUGCAACGGGCUCUGGCAUUUCCUGGAUCCUGCAAUAAUGGUGGUAAUCUCCUGCCCUGAGUUGCUCCUUGAUAGACCUGUAAAUGCAACAAAAGGCAUGGUUGGAAAGGAAGGCUUUGAUCUGUCAGUCUUUUUACCCAGAGAAAGUGUGAAUUUGAUGUAAUUUUUCUAACUAAUCAUGUGAAUGAGUAACCUUUGUUGGGGGCAAAAAAACAGAAAGAGAACUGAACUUGAGGUCUUCUUAUUAAUUCA
This is a messenger RNA of Diospyros lotus (date-plum), 2749 nucleotides long. RefSeq lists its product as uncharacterized. The transcript has a single exon. The record is from RefSeq and is a predicted model, not a curated record. NCBI's taxonomy places the organism in Eukaryota, Viridiplantae, Streptophyta, Magnoliopsida, Ericales, Ebenaceae. Gene Ontology annotation, molecular function: glycosyltransferase activity. Bases 256 to 1710 code for a protein of 484 amino acids.